GAGAUUAAGACAAGGAAAUGCUGUUCCUUCGUUAAUUAUCCUUUUAAGUAAUCAUUAUUUUUUUGAAUUAUCCUUAGUACCAAUACUACAACAGUGAAGUCAGUGACAAAACGAAUCGUCGAAAUCUAGAGAUUUUUAGUUCGAUGUUUUAGCAUCUGUCUGUCGGUUGCUGUUCUGAUCCAAUAAGCCGAAUUUUAAUAAUGGCGGCCGAUCCGUCGCGGUCCGCCGUUAAAUGUCAAUUGAGAGAGAAAAAUUUGAAAUAGUGGCAAAGUGGAAGUGUUUCGUGUAUAAAAAUGGCGGCAAAAGAGCCUGAAACCAUCGAAGAUGGUAUUCCCGAGCCCGGUAUCGAACCAGGUGCCUCUGCAGAAACUAUGCUGGUUACGACCGAUAGUUUCGAGGAGUACGAACAAGAAAUGAGUAGUAGCAUCGACGAUAGACACAUGAAAGAAAGCACAACGAGCACUAUCUCAGAGAUUCAGGAAGACGUGCAAGACGUUCUUCCUACACCAAUUAGAACUAGUCCACGGGACCUUCAAAAAACAGCUUCUGUCGAUGAUUCCGAAGUAGAGGACAUCACACAUCAGUUAGGUCACAGUAGUUUAGAUUUUAAUCCAUUACGUUGUAAAAUAUGGCUGGCCCAAAGGAAACAUAUAUUUAUACUGAGCCAGGCAGGAAAACCCAUAUAUUCUAGAUAUAGUUCAGAAGACAAACUAGCCACAACUAUGGGAGUCAUGCUGGCCCUAGUUUCGUUUGUCCAAGCAGACAGUGAUAUGAUUAGAUCUGUACACGCGGGAGAUACUAAUUUUGUAUUUGUUGUCAAAGGUCCACUGAUCUUAGUUGCAGUCUCAAAAACACUCGAAAGUGUACCUCAACUUACGUUACAGUUAACAUAUGUAUAUAACCAAAUAGUUUCUGUGUUAACACAAUCACAGUUAACUAGAGUAUACGAUCAGCGUAGGAAUUUUGAUUUGCGAAGAUUGUUAACUGGUAGCGAAAGACUGAUAGAUCAUCUAUUAAAUUUUAUGGAUAGAGAACCAGCAUUCUUUCUAGGAGCUAUUAAAUGUUUGCCUUUACUUCCUUUGAUGAGAAGUUCCAUCACACAAACCAUCAUUCAAACAUGCAGUAAAAUCAAGAAUUUAGUGUUUGCAAUUCUUCUAGCUAAUAAUCAGCUGGUAACAUUAGUUAGAAUGAACAAAUUCUUUUUACACCCUGGAGAUUUACACAUAAUACAAAAUUUGGUCGAUAGCUCGGAGUCGCUUAAAACAGCCGAGAGCUGGACGCCAAUAUGUCUACCAAAAUUUGAUCCCAAUGGUUAUAUGCACGGUCAUGUCUCGUAUUUGGCCGAGGAUUGUCAAGCAUGCUUACUAUUGCUAACAGUCGAUAGAGAUGUAUUUUUCGUACUUUCCGAAGCAAAACAAAAAAUUGUAGAAAAAUUGAGACGGACAAAUUGUUUGGAAGCAAUUAACGAAUCUAUGAACAAACCGCCCAUCACAACUGCUGACAUUGGAUUGCCAGAAAUGCGGCACGUUUUGUACAAAUGUAGGAGUACAGCACAGUUUUGGAGCCCGGGACUUCAACCUCCAUAUACAACGGACGAAGAAAUAGAACGAUUAUUAGGACUUUACCAAUGUUUACACCAUAGGCUACAUGCUCCAAAUCGACCGUUAAAACUCAUAUUUCAGCAAUUAGAUAAGGAGACCAUGUUAGCAUGGGUAACAGUAGGUUUUGAACUCUAUGUUACAUUUGAACCACUUGUAACAAAGCCUGAUGCUAUUGAAGCAGUCAGUAAAUUAUUGAAAUGGAUUAAAAAGGAAGAAGAGAGAUUAUUUAUUUUAAAUUCACCAACAUUUUAAAAGCUGAAAUCAGUCAUAUUUUAAAGUGUUAUUUAUCGGACGAAUACAAUUUGUUAAUAACGAAAGAAAACCGAAUCAACGGUGGGUUCAUUCAUAUUUUUUCUCACACAUAGAUAAUAUACUUUUGCUCAUUAUUUUUAAUUAUAAAAAGUAUUGUUAUUCGAAGUACACACGUGGAAAUGUAUAUAUUCAAAGAUAUUAUACGUGUAAUCGAAUAGAUUACAUUUAUAGACAGGCUAUGACAUUCUCAACUUAGUUUAUUACAUGGUGCUUGAGAAAAUUUGUCAUUGUAUUGUUUAACAAAUUUAUAUUAACAAUUGCAAUGAUAAAUGUUUUCUACUGUUUUGUAAAUAAACCUAAAAGUAACGGUCAGUGUAUCGUCUUGUUAAGUCGAAGAAAUGAUUCCAGUAUGAAUGAAUAGCAUGUUAUGGCAAACAAAUAUUGUUAAUUGAAACACAUAAUGUACGGAUACUGUAAGCUACUAUGUAGCGUUUCUAUCGAUGAGUACUAUAAUUUUAAUAUGAAACUAUUCUCAGCA
This is a messenger RNA of Hylaeus anthracinus, 2391 nucleotides long. It is a transcript of the gene Mon1, whose product is annotated as vacuolar fusion protein MON1 homolog A. Gene Ontology annotation, biological process: endosome to lysosome transport via multivesicular body sorting pathway; protein targeting to vacuole. The coding region runs from base 294 to 1853 and encodes 519 amino acids. Lineage: Eukaryota; Metazoa; Arthropoda; Insecta; Hymenoptera; Colletidae. The transcript is spliced from 7 exons. The record is from RefSeq and is a predicted model, not a curated record.